AUGUCGCAGCAUGCUUUGGAGAACAAGGGCCACGCGACCGAAGACCCGACGGCACCCUUUGGUACGGAUAGUGUCAUGUAUUACGUCCAGAGGAUGUAA
Molecule: messenger RNA, 99 nt
Organism: Peronospora matthiolae
Lineage: Eukaryota; Oomycota; Peronosporomycetes; Peronosporales; Peronosporaceae
Source: the annotation of a GenBank genome assembly